Molecule: messenger RNA, 1293 nt
Organism: Vespa mandarinia (Asian giant hornet)
Lineage: Eukaryota; Metazoa; Arthropoda; Insecta; Hymenoptera; Vespidae
Product: GATOR complex protein WDR24-like
Source: RefSeq, a predicted model, not a curated record
AUGGUAAAAGUAUUACGGAUAAUUAACAGUUCACGUCCAAGUUUUAAAAUCGUGGUACCGUCUACGAGAACAUUGAGAGAAACGCAGAAAGAUAUUUUCAAGGAUGAACAAGUAGCAUUGUCCAGUUCGGAAAUCGAGGAUUUAAAUCUUCCUUAUAACGAGACUGGGUCUUUGAACGAGAAAAAGAAGUCAUUUACCGAUGUACCUUUCGACGAGAAAAGACCUUCAGAGGAAGAGGAGGAUGAGUUUGAUAAGUAUGUUAAAGUAAUUGAUACGAAACACGUCGGCAAUCGUUCAACAUUUGAUCCAUCGUUCGAAUCGAAGAAUGAAAUGCUUCAUAACGAUCACAAAGUUAUCUCUAAUAUUGACGAUGAAUCAUCAUCGUAUGUUGAUUCUAAUCGAAAUGGAUAUUCUUCAAACGAAAAUAUAAUAUCAUUUGAUAUCUCGAAAGAACCUAAAAAUAAGAGCAAAAAGGAAAUCGUUAAUUAUUCUCCUUCCGUGCCAAUAGAAAAAUUUGUGGAAAAUAACAAAUCUACAAUCGAUUACAAUCUAUACAAUAUCCCUUAUGUCGAGGUACCCGAUUAUACGGAUGAAAGGGAAGAAAGUUUAGACGAGGAGGAUCGUCUACGUGCUAAAUCACAAAAUUCAAAUUCUAAGAAUUUAUCGAUUGACUCUAUUGACCGAGCGAUGAUAAUAAUAAAUACUACGUCCGAUCAGGCGUAUUCAGUGGGGAAAAAAAAUGAAACGAUUGACAAACAUGGUAAUCAAUCGCUACGAUCAAUGGCUACGAAGAACGUUAAAUCAUUCGAAAUUUCUGAUCCUUCGAAGAACGAUAUGAUUAAUCGUGAAAAAACGAAAAUGAAUGAGAAUAAUGUUCAGAGUUCGGAGUCCAAAGUUAAAAAUAAGUCGAGUGAUGACUUCGCCCUAUCCAAUAUUGAUUUUGAUAUAAACGAAUAUAGAAAGCCAUUCGAUUUGGAUGACUUUUUAAAAAACGAACCAUUUUUUCAUGAACUCAAAAAUAACAAUAACAAUAAACGAAACACGAAUUCGGACGAGGAAAUUCGCAUGGAAAACAAAAGGAAAGAUAUGGAAGAAAAUAAGAAGAGGAACUUAAAAACUUUGUCAUCCAUUCUUGAGAAAAAGGAUCGAAUUUCAAGAUUCGACGAGGAAGUGAAUAAGGAUAUCGAGGACGGUGUAAAAAAAGCUCCCUCCUUUUAUAAGAAUUAUUGGUCUCUGGAGUACAAGUUGCCUGGUAUGAAGGAUAUAAAAAGAGACGAAGAAAAUAUGAAUUAG